Messenger RNA from Passer montanus (Eurasian tree sparrow), 964 nucleotides. RefSeq names its product prefoldin subunit 5 (gene PFDN5). The transcript is spliced from 4 exons. NCBI's taxonomy places the organism in Eukaryota, Metazoa, Chordata, Aves, Passeriformes, Passeridae. Gene Ontology annotation, cellular component: prefoldin complex; cytoplasm. The record is from RefSeq and is a predicted model, not a curated record. Gene Ontology annotation, biological process: protein folding; regulation of DNA-templated transcription. The annotation marks the transcript as partial.
CCACCCCAAUUUCAAGGACCCCUCCCCAAUAAAAAGCGUCUCUUCCUCCUCAUCCCUUUGGGGCCAUUCCCAGCCCUGGGGGUCUCCCCCUGGGGACCCCCUCCCCAAAUCCCCACCUCGGGGCUCUCCCCCCGGCGCUGGGGACCCCCCCGAACCCCCAAAACCCCGCAGGAGGUGGAGUUCCUGUCCUCGUCCCUGGCGCAGCUCAAGGUGGUGCAGACCAAGUUCGUGGAGGCCAAGGAGUGCCUGAACGUGCUGCACAAGGGCAACGAGGGCAAGGAUCUCCUGGUGCCUCUCACCAGCUCCAUGUACGUGCCAGGCAAGCUGCAGGACGUCAGCACGGUGCUGGUGGACGUGGGCACCGGCUACUACGUGGAGAAGGUGGGCAGGGGGCGUGGGGGGCUGGGGACCCCCAUGUCCACCCCUUUCCCCCCUCCCCCACCCCUCUUUGCUCCGGUUUUUGCCUCCUUUCAGCCCUUUCUGUGUCCCCAUUUCCUCGUUUUCUCACCCCAUUUCUUCUUCUCACCCCGUUUUUCCUUCAUUUCCCCCAUUUCCCACCCCAUUUUUAUUAAUUUUCCUCUCAUUUUCCCCAUUUUCUCCCAUUCCCACGGGUCCCCUUUCCCCCCUCCCGGGGUCCCUCCCUGGUUUUGGGGUCCCCUUUUCCCCCUCCCGGGGUUCCCCCCACGCCCCCCUGACCCCUCCCCGUUUUUGGGGUGCCCUGACCCGCUCCCCCCAGCCGUGCUGGAGAUGAUGACGCAGAAGCUGCAGCAGCUGACGGCGGCCCAGGGGGUCCCGGGGGGGGCCAAGGCGUAGCCCCCUCCCCAAAACCCCGCGGUGGGGGUUUGGGGGUGCAGCCCCCUCCCCAAAUCCCCGCGGUGGGGGUUAGGGGGUGCAGCCCCCUCCCCAAAAUCCCGACCCCCCCCAUUUUGUACCAGUCCCUGGAAUAAAGCAGAGACGGCUCCGA